Molecule: messenger RNA, 696 nt
Organism: Aspergillus sclerotioniger CBS 115572
Lineage: Eukaryota; Fungi; Ascomycota; Eurotiomycetes; Eurotiales; Aspergillaceae
Exons: 1
Coding region: 141-578 (145 amino acids)
Source: RefSeq, a predicted model, not a curated record
UAUGAGAGGGAUCACACCGGAAUUGCGAGGGAGAUCAUAAAGGGAGACGCAAGGCGAAUUGAAGAAAGAGAGCACUACUUAACAAAGGAGCCAAGUAGACCCAAAGGAUGAGAUAAAAGAAAAAAGGGAAGAGAAGAGGAAUGCCGCAAGAAGGAGUAAAAAAAAAAAGUCCAAAGAAGCAAGCACGUUUUGGGGUGAAUCGACGACUUACCCAAACGGAGCGGUGUUUUGCUACCAGUCGCAGCAGAAUUCUGGGAUGGGGAAGUAUAUUUUCCUGUCCUAGUAAAUCUUACGCACAGUCCCAGCUGCAGAGUGUCGUGCGACCAGUGGAAUUUUCCUUGGGACGGAGCAAGACUACCUUGUCCUUAAUUUCGUUUUUCUUUUUUUCGCUUUGCCUCCUUUCGGGUUUUGGAUCCUUUCUGAGUUUGGGGGAUGAUCGACGGCGCAAGGAGGAGCACGUCCACCGCGGCGCAGCGCGGGCAAAGGCAAGUCGGCAAGUCGCUACUAUCAGCCGGCCAACGCGAUGGAAGGGAUCACCGCGUUCAGCAAUUCAGGGUGUAGGCCAGAUGGGUCGAUGAUGCGGGGGAAAAGCCAAAAGCACGACCAGAAUGAGGGGGAGGUAGGGCGAGCAGUAUGUAGGUAAGUAAGUACUAAAAUGAUCGGAGCGAAAGAGUCAUGCGAAGGGGCAGCAUUGAC